AUGGCCAAGAGAACUAAGAAAGUCGGAAUUGUCGGAAAGUACGGUACCCGUUAUGGUGCUUCCUUGAGAAAGCAAGUUAAAAAGAUGGAAAUCACCCAACAUUCCACAUACACUUGUUCAUUCUGUGGAAAGGAUGCUGUCAGAAGAACCUCAGUCGGUAUCUGGAAAUGCAACGGUUGCAGAAAGACUUUGGCUGGUGGAGCUUGGACCAUGUCCACUGCCGCUGGUGCCACCGUCAGAUCAACCAUCCGUCGUUUGAGAGAGCUCAACGCUUAA
Molecule: messenger RNA, 276 nt
Organism: Heterostelium album PN500
Lineage: Eukaryota; Evosea; Eumycetozoa; Acytosteliales; Acytosteliaceae
Gene: rpl37A
Product: eL43 family ribosomal protein
Exons: 4
Coding region: 1-276 (91 amino acids)
Biological process (GO): translation
Cellular component (GO): ribosome
Molecular function (GO): structural constituent of ribosome
Source: RefSeq, a predicted model, not a curated record